Hemibagrus wyckioides is the source of this 1584-nucleotide messenger RNA. It is a transcript of the gene fgg, whose product is annotated as fibrinogen gamma chain. The coding region runs from base 61 to 1359 and encodes 432 amino acids. The transcript is spliced from 9 exons. Gene Ontology annotation, molecular function: signaling receptor binding. Gene Ontology annotation, cellular component: fibrinogen complex. The record is from RefSeq and is a predicted model, not a curated record. Gene Ontology annotation, biological process: protein polymerization; blood coagulation; platelet activation. NCBI's taxonomy places the organism in Eukaryota, Metazoa, Chordata, Actinopteri, Siluriformes, Bagridae.
GAUAAAUAUCCUGCAGCUCUGUCACUCUCACACACUCAGUGUGCUGGAUCAGAGCAAAUCAUGGCUGCUUUCACACACACACUCGCCUCGCUGCUGGUCCUGUUUACGCUAACUUCAGCGCAACCGAGAGGAGAUUACUCUGUGCCUUCUGAGCACUGUGUCCCUAACGACUCCUUUGGGUCUUACUGUCCCACCACAUGUGGCGUAGAAAAUUAUCUCCAUACCUACAAUUCAGGUGUCCAGAGGGACCUGAAUCACAUGGACCAGCUCCUGCAGGAGAUUUCCAACCUGACCAGAGGAGCUCAGGAUAAAGUGGUGUAUCUGAAGGACUCACAGACUCAGGCUCAGAAAUCUUCACCAGAUCUGUACAUCCAGAAGUCCUCGAACAUGCUGGACGAUGUGCUGCGGUUCGAGAGAAGUAUUCUCACUCAGGAGGAACAGAUUUAUGAUCUGCAGGCGACACUGGCAGCCAACGAGAAGCGUCUUACGGAUCUAAAGCAGUUAUCUCUUCAGCUCGAGCAGAAGUGUAAACUGCCCUGUAAAGACUCAGUAACCAUUCAGCCCAUCACUGGGAAAGAUUGUCAGGAGAUUGCUAAUAAGGGUGGUAAAGUUAGUGGCCUGUAUUACGUCCAGCCUGCCAAAGCACCCACGCCGUUCCUCGUGUACUGUGAGAUCGACGGCUCGGGCCGAGGCUGGACCGUACUUCAGAGGAGGCGUGAUGGCAGUGUUAACUUCAACAGAAACUGGAUCCCGUAUAAAGAAGGCUUCGGUUAUCUCUCUCCUGAUGACAGCACAGAGUUCUGGCUCGGAAACGAGAAGAUCCACCUGCUCUCUGUUCAGUCCGCCAUUCCGUAUGUGCUGCGGAUCGAGAUGGUGGACUGGGAUGGCAUGAAAAAAUAUGCAGAUUAUGCUGUGUUUAAAGUGGGUCCCGAGGCCGAUCAGUACCGCCUGACCUACGCUUACUAUUUCGGAGGAGACGCCGGGGACGCGUUCGACGGGUUCGCCUUCGGAGACGAUGUGAGUGAUAAAGCUCACACAUCUCACAACGGCCUGCAGUUCAGCACACCUGACCGAGAUAACGACAGGUACAGCGGGAACUGCGCUAAGCAGGACGGCUCAGGCUGGUGGAUGAACCAGUGUCACGCUGCUCACAUGAACGGGAAAUAUUACAGAGGAGGUACAUACACACAAAAGGACGUGGGCGAGCACGGGUUCGAUAACGGCAUUAUCUGGGCCACGUGGCACAAUCGCUGGUACUCACUGAAGCAGACCACCAUGAAGAUCAUUCCCUUAAACAGAGUCCAAGCUGGAGGGCAACUAGGCCUGGACAUCGGCAAAGGAGAUUUCCCGACCCGCUAAAGACCGCAGCAAUGCGACACACAACCACCUGAAUUAAUUUCACACUGAUUUUAACACAUUUUAUCUUCAUCAUCACAUCAUAACUCAUUCUUCAGCAUACAGAGAGCAGAUAUUUAGCACUUUUUAUCAUAUCAUCACAUCAAGGCGAUUCUUACUGAAUGAUGUUCAUAAAGAGAACUGAGUAAACCUGCUGAAACAUCAUAUUAAAAUAGUUUUAUGAUUGUU